GUCGUCGUCGUCAUUGUUCGGUUGGCGCACCUUUUAGAGGGAGGUGGCUGCGAGACGCGCCGCGCGGAAAUUCGGUUGCGCGCGCGUGGCCGCCCGCAGGAGCGGACACGCAGCAGCGGUGCGAUGUGCCCUUGCCCGAGCGAGCCGUUUGACGUGCACGGUGUGGCAUUCUGUCGUCAUCAUCAUCAUCAUCAUCAUCAUCAUCAUCAUCAUCAUCGUUGUCGUCGCUGACAUCCCUCACGCUCUCGUCGUCCCUCCAUUCAUUCAGUCCAUGAUCAAGGAGGCCAUCAUUGCCCACCCGGAGGAUGCGCGCAAGGGUAUCGGACGCCAGACCGUCAAGAAGUACAUCCAGACCAAGCACCCCAACACCGCUGCCGUGACCCCCGCGCAGUUCAACAAUCUGGUCAACAACGCCAUCAAGAAGGGUGCUGAGAAGGGUGUCUUCGUUCUCCCCAAGGGAGCCAGCGGCAGCGUCAAGCUUGCCCCCAAGGCCAAGGACGCCGCCAAGAAGAAGCCAGCUGCUAAGAAGCCUGCGGCCAAGAAGGCCACCACUGGUGCUGCCAAGCCCAAGAAGGCAGCCACGGCAAAGAAGGCCACGACCGCUACCAAGGCCAAGAAGCCCGCCGCCAAGAAGACUGCGUCUUCCACAACGAAGAAGGCGACUGCCAAGCCAGCUGCUAAGAAGCCCGCGGCCAAGAAGGCCGCUGCGCCCAAGAAGCUUACACGACCACCUCUCGCCGCUACCCAGGCCGCUGCACCCAAGCCAAAGAAGGCAUAAGUCUGUCGAGUGAAGAUGCUUUCCUCUCCGGCCGUCACCUUAUGUACUGCUCCUGCUCAUUCACUUGGCUCUAGACGGUCCGUCAACUCGGCACAGCCUC
Ceraceosorus guamensis is the source of this 878-nucleotide messenger RNA. RefSeq lists its product as hypothetical. The coding region runs from base 272 to 778 and encodes 168 amino acids. NCBI's taxonomy places the organism in Eukaryota, Fungi, Basidiomycota, Exobasidiomycetes, Ceraceosorales, Ceraceosoraceae. Gene Ontology annotation, cellular component: nucleosome. The record is from RefSeq and is a predicted model, not a curated record. The transcript has 3 exons. Gene Ontology annotation, molecular function: DNA binding. Gene Ontology annotation, biological process: nucleosome assembly.